Molecule: messenger RNA, 411 nt
Organism: Aspergillus melleus
Lineage: Eukaryota; Fungi; Ascomycota; Eurotiomycetes; Eurotiales; Aspergillaceae
Product: complex I NDUFA12 subunit family protein
Exons: 7
Coding region: 1-411 (136 amino acids)
Biological process (GO): response to oxidative stress; mitochondrial respiratory chain complex I assembly
Cellular component (GO): membrane
Source: RefSeq, a predicted model, not a curated record
AUGUCGACCAUCGUUCGGACUUUGCGGAACUUGAGAAGAAUUGGCCUCAAGGAUUAUGGCCACCAAAUGCAGUACAUUGGUGAUACCAAAGCCGGUACCUUGAUUGGCACCGACCGCUACGGCAACAAAUAUUUCGAGAACAUGGAGGAGGAACUCCCUCUCCGAACGCGGUGGGUGGACUACAAGGAGAAGGAAUAUGACCCUUCGCAGCUCGAGCCUGGCUGGCACGCCUGGAUUUCUUACAUGGUUGAUGCUCCCCCUACUGCCGAUAAGCUCAUGCAGACUGGCCUGCGCAACUGGGAGCUGCCUGAGCACAGGCCCAACCUGACUCUGAGCCGCGCUGCUUUCAAGACGUACUCGACCACCCGCCCUAAGUACUCCGCUUGGGAGCCCGUUGCCGCUCCCCGGUAA